Molecule: messenger RNA, 444 nt
Organism: Spodoptera littoralis (African cotton leafworm)
Lineage: Eukaryota; Metazoa; Arthropoda; Insecta; Lepidoptera; Noctuidae
Source: the annotation of a GenBank genome assembly
AUGCCUCGACGUGGAAGAUCAGCAAGCCCACCGCCAGCUCCUCAAAGGAGGGCUGCACCACCACCAGCUCCGAGUCGCGUCCCUGCUCAUGCUCCUCCAUCCACCCCAGCCCCGGCAAUGGCCCAACCCCAACAGCCUUCAAUGUUUGGGCAGAUGGCAGCCACGGCUGGAGGUGUCGCCGUCGGAUCAGCAGUGGGUCAUGUAGCUGGUAGUGCCCUCACUGGCUUGUUUAGUGGAGGCAGCAGCAGUGAGCCUGCACAGCAGCAAGUGCAAGCGCAACCACCUGCUCAGACUCUCAACCAAUACCAAAACCAGACUCCUCAGGGUCCUUGUGCUUGGGAGAUCAAGCAGUUCAUUGAAUGUGCUCAACAACAGCAUGACUUGACCCUCUGUGAGGGCUUUAAUGAGGCUUUGCGUCAAUGCAAGAUUAACAACCACAUUUAA